UAACCCAGACAGGAGAGGACUUGAUAACAAAUACGCUAUACUUCCCUGCCAGAGUGCCGCAUCCUCUGCCUUGUCCACCGUCUCGUCUUCCUCCUCUGGUUCCCUUCCAAUGCGAAUGCCCACCCUCAUCAUCCUUUCUUAACUCUAGCUAGCCUAGAGGCUACAGCUCCUCCGCUCUGUUAUGCUCUAAUACUCCAUCAGUGUCGCCAUUAGCCGUUGCCUACCUCAGCUACUCACCUAUACCCCGCCAUUAGUGUGUAGUUGUGUACACGCUUAGUUCAUCCCUGACCUGACAACAAUUGCUUCAGGCUUGAGCAAGGAGGCCAAAAACAGGCUUGAGCUUCUGAUUUUUAUGGUAGGCAGCACACGCCAUGGAACCGGAAUGGAUGUUCAGUCAGAUGAAUUAGUUGCCAUCAUCAGCUAGGAGAGAGUUCUUGGCUUCGAUCAAUAGUAUUGGCCUCUUUGGAGGGGAGCUCGGCGGCGGCGGGGCGUAAUGGAGAGCCAGCGCGUGGUGGUGGUCGUGGAGGACGCGGCCGCCGCCCGCGCCGCGCUGCAGUGGGCCGUCGGCAACUUCAUCCGCGGUGGCGACUCCAUCACGCUGCUCCACGUCUGCCCGCCCGCGCGGUCGCGCCGGAAGCGCCGCCGCCUCCGCCUCGGCGGCUUCCAGCUCGCGCUCGCCUUCAAGGACCUCUGCAACGGCAUCGCCGAGGCCAAGGUGGAGAUCGUGGUGACGGAGGGGGAGCUCGGGGAGACGGUGGUGGCGACGGUGAACAACCUCGGCGCCACCACGCUCGUCGUUGGCCUCCACGACAAGAGCUUCCUCUACAGCGCGCCGAGCCCGUACACGAGGGUGAGGAGCCUGGGGUGCAGGGUCCUCGCCGUCCGGCAGCACGCCACGGCGCGGGACGGCUUCUUGAACGCCGAGCUCACACAGAUCGAGACCAUAAGCUUGCACAUACCACCGCCGAAGAUCCCGUUCCCGAUGUUCACGUUUCCGCUUGGCGUGAUAUGGAGAAGAUCGAAGCGGAGGAAGUGAUGCUGCUGAUGCGCGGCGGUGCGAAGAAGAACACGGAGCUCUUCUGUCGGGCGAACAGCGCGGCAGGCUGAUGCAGUCUGAGCUGAGCCUGACGGGCAGAUACACACGUGCAUGCACUGAUGCACAGCAACAGUCAGCAGAUUGACAUAAUUGUAACGACAGCGGCAGCGGCACCGAAUGUAUGUAGAAAGGUUACAAUCUGUAGCAGUGACAGUGAGAAAUCAUUUUUAGUCUCUGAAAAAAAACAAAGAGAAAAAUCUUUUUUAGUUCUGAAAGUUUGUAGGGCUUGUUGUCUUCGUUUCUGAAAGUUUUGCAGAAUUAUUUUUUAGUUCUGAUGACACGUAUAGUGGAAAGUUGCUGAAUGCGAUGGUUUAGUUCUGGAAU
Molecule: messenger RNA, 1420 nt
Organism: Setaria italica (foxtail millet)
Lineage: Eukaryota; Viridiplantae; Streptophyta; Magnoliopsida; Poales; Poaceae
Exons: 4
Coding region: 494-1036 (180 amino acids)
Source: RefSeq, a predicted model, not a curated record